AAUAAAAUGUCCCUUUAAAGAGAACCUUGAGAUGAACGACACAUAAGACUCAACUUAAGUAUAAGAAUAAAGCCUCUACAGAAGAGAUGCAAUGUAAUGUUGAUAUGAAGAAUUAACAAUGAAUAUAUCACUCAAAAAUGUCUUUAACUGCCUAUUUUUUCGACCCUGGCUAGGGGUACCCCUGGGUAUAUGGGUGGCAGUCUCUGUUGUAUAUUAUUGGUGGCUAAUAUCAAGAAUAAAUGUAUUGGAAACUGAGAAUCUAGUGUUUAAAAAACAGCUCUCAAUCAAUUUGCAUCAUGAGGCUCCAGCUACUGAAAAUGGCUAUCAAAUACCAGAGAUCCCUGAUUCUGUAGGCACCUUGUGUGAGACUGUACAUGUGUCACUGGUGUGUAUGGGCAAAUGUAUGAGACUAAUAACCCCCAUGUUAAAGUCUAUAUUGCAUCACAGACAAAACCCCAUACACUUUCACUUCAUAGUGGAUGCCCCAUCGCAACACACUAUAAAUAAGCUGUUUGAUACAUGGGAUUUGCCUGAUGUUAAAUAUACUUGUUAUGAUGCACAAAGAAGCCUGUCGGAAGUGCGUUGGAUACCAAAUAGCCACUAUUCUGGUGUCUAUGGACUUGUUAAGCUAUUGUUUCCGAAAAUCUUGCCCCCAUCUUUAAGUCAAGUCAUAGUUUUAGACUCAGAUUUGACAUUCCUCUGUGAUAUUGCCGAGCUGUGGCAUUUGUUUAGAAAUAUGUCUAGUGAACAGUAUUUAGGUUUAGUGGAGAACAUGAGUAACUGGUACUACUCGACAGGCCGAUGGCCAGCGUUGGGUCGAGGCUAUAACACGGGUGUUAUGUUACUAGAUCUGAAUAAAAUGCGAAGCAAAGUUGACUGGAGAACAUUAUGGUAUGAAACUGUUGAGGACAACUUGAGAACUCUUAAACAGACUUCCCUAGCUGACCAAGACGUCAUCAACGCCAUUAUUAAAAAUAAUCCACAAAUUGUUUAUAACAUGAGCUGCCAAUAUAAUGUUCAGAUGUCUACAUUAACCUUAGCCAAAAAUUGUUAUGGAGAAGAUGUUAAAAAUGUUAAGAUAGUGCAUUGGAACUCGCCAAAUAAAUACAACAUAAGAAUCAGGGAUGCUGACUUUUUUAAAAACAUACACCUGUCUUAUGUUAAUUUUGAUGGAAACCUCUUGAGAGAGAAACUUCAUAGGUGUUCCAAGACUGAAAUUGUUACCUACAAGAUGAAUUAUUCAGACCUCUGCAUAAGCUUUAGAGCGGCUCAACGCGUUAAACUGCGCACACACUUGUACUAUAUGGACUAUAACUACGUUAAUAUCGACAGCUUUGAUGUGACUCUAGUCCUACAGCUCUCUAUGGAUAGAAUGCAGUUUCUAGAACGCUUAGUCAAAUAUUGGGAUGGUCCAUUGAGUGCUGCUAUAUAUCUGUCAGACUGUGAAGUAACGAAAUUGGAAAGUUUUAUACAAGAUUGGUCUACAACUCUUAGCGCCAGAAAGAAUGUUGGAUAUCAUUUAGUAUUUAAACACGAUGCGGUGCACUACCCAGUGAACUACCUCCGUAACGUGGCGCUGGAGAAUGUGAACACGCCGUACGUGUUCCUGAUGGACGCUGACUUUGUGCCCAUGGUUGGCCUUUAUGAGCAUCUGCGGACCGCUAUCAAACUUAUUAACCCUUAUCCGCAGAAGAAGUGCCUAGUGGUAGCGGCGUUUGAGACGCAACGGUACCGCGCACAGCCGCCACGCAUUAAAGCGGAGUUAGUCGCGCGACUGAAGAGCGACGUCGCGCCGUUCCGUGCGCGGGAGUGGCCGCGCGGACACCGCCCCACUAAUUACACGAGAUGGGCUACUGCCACUGCGCCGUAUGAGGUCGAAUGGCAGUCGGAUUAUGAGCCGUAUUUGGUAGUGCACCGCUCCGUGCCCAAAUACGACGAGAGAUUUUCCGGAUUUGGCUGGAAUAAGGUGUCUCACAGCGUGGAGCUGCGCGCGCAGGGCUGGCGGCUGGCGGUGCUGCCGGGCGCGUUCGUGCUGCAUACGCCGCACGCGCCCUCGCGCGACAUCACCGCCUUCCGCGCCGACCCCAGAUACCGCAUUUGCUUGGCGUUAUUGAAACAAGAAUUCAUCGACGACUUGAAGAAGAAAUACAACGUGACUAUGGACGACCACCCAAAGACGUAGUUAUGUAUGAUUCAUAUAUUUUGUGAUAAAACAUUGCAUUGACUGUUGUAUCCAAACGUAUUCUUUGUCUGGUAUAUCAAAUAUUGUUGUUGCAUGACGAUAUUUAUACCUAAACGAGAAGUGUUGUUUUUAAGUAAAUAUUGUACAGGCACCUAACAUUUUAUAAGAAAAAAAAAUACUUGAAUUUUUUUAACAUGGUACCUUUUCGAUUUUUUUUUAUAAAAAAUAAUUCGUGGUGGUAAUUUUUAUGUCAAUGGAGUAACUGGAAAAAUAACUUAAAAAGCUACGUUUUAAAUUUCCACGGCCUACUUGGUUCUCAAAAAAUUGGCCCCAUUUAACUAUGAUAAUUUUAGGUUAAGUCAAAAUUUAAGAAAUUUGAUCUCGCACUCUAAAGACUUUGUUUUCGGUGUAAGAAUAACGUAUCAUAAUAUUUAAAUUGACGUUGUUGUUGUUAUCUGGUACCAUUAAAAUUAGUACGCUAGUUGUAACUUGUUUCCAAUUUUAAAAUAAUCGCUAAAAAUAUCAUGGUGUCCCGCGCUUUUGGUGCCCCUUUGGAUCAUAAGUUGGUCAGUUGUAAAGUUGCAAGAUUAAUUUUAACUGUAAUGUGAUUCCCCUAAUCUAAAAAGAAUUCUCGACAUCUCUCUAGAGUCUAGGGUUCCUGAUUGAGU
Molecule: messenger RNA, 2850 nt
Organism: Aricia agestis (brown argus)
Lineage: Eukaryota; Metazoa; Arthropoda; Insecta; Lepidoptera; Lycaenidae
Product: LARGE xylosyl- and glucuronyltransferase 2-like
Exons: 13
Coding region: 119-2182 (687 amino acids)
Biological process (GO): protein O-linked glycosylation via mannose
Molecular function (GO): xylosyltransferase activity; glucuronosyltransferase activity
Source: RefSeq, a predicted model, not a curated record